AUGCACGGGUCUGCACAACCUUCUCCUCUGCCUUCUGAUGCGUUUGAUCCAUUCUCCCACAUCUUGUCAUCAGACCUCCCUCGUCUUUUUCUCCUCAGCCCUUCUCUUACUCACAUCACGGCCUCGCCCCUCACGCUUCUUGCACUGAAUGAGUUUAUAAAGGAGGCGGUACUCGCAGCAGUGAGAGAGGAGCUGGCUGCAUACAAGGAGGAGGUGAAUGAGUUGCGGCAAAGGGAGGAGAGGAAUGGGUCGAUUGCUGCUGUGAUGGAGGAGAGGGAGAGGGAGCUGGCAGCAAUGAAGCAGGAGUUGGCUGAACACAAGCAGUCAACUAAAUUGCAGUUUGAGGAGGCUGAGAAGAGACGAGUGGCGGAGAUGAGGGAGAUGAGAGGGCAGGUGGAGGAGAGGGAGGAGCUGGUUGCAGUGAGGAGGGAGGUUGCUGCAGUGAAGGAGGAGCUGGGGGAGCACAAGAAUGCUGAAAGAGGAAGAUAA
Closterium sp. Naga37s-1 is the source of this 489-nucleotide messenger RNA. Lineage: Eukaryota; Viridiplantae; Streptophyta; Zygnematophyceae; Desmidiales; Closteriaceae. The record is from the annotation of a GenBank genome assembly.